CACUUCGUGCGGGACUUCGGCAGUCGAACACAACGGUUUUCAAUUUCAAUUCAAUCGCAUCGCGAACGUUGAGCCGAGUAGACGUGUUCGUUUCGUUGGAGAAGUAGCGGUAUCAAUCGUAGACAAAAAAUUUUCAGAAUCCAAUUGGAAAGUGUCAAGUGCGAAGCAGUUUUAUUACAGUUCAGUGCGGAAAACUGCGCGUAUGCUGUCCCAUAUAGGAAGCCUAGCGCCCCUCAUUCUAGUGCGAGUGUCGGAGUGUGUUAGUGAGCGGUCUGACGGUGUGUAGAGUGCAAGAAGUGUUGUUAUAGAAGGAGUGACACCGAAGAAGCACACCAAAAAGUGAGAUCGGAGAAAAAUAAGCAAACAGCAAACCGCUUUCGUCCAGUCGUUGUCUUCGUCGUCGUCGUCGUCGUCGUCAUUGACGAAAAGGUGUGUGUAGUGGAAGCAGAUAGUAAGCAGCAGCACACACGGCGAUACCAAUCUUCGGCUGGGAGUAGCAGAGAGAAUCAACAACAGCCAGCAAACAGCAGGGCCAGCCGGAAUAGCUAAUAAGUUCCGAGCCGGUUCAGUAGCAACAGCAGCACCCUUUUGGGUGUGCGACCGGUCUAACUACCCCCUACCACCGCGCUGGUGGACGCACCGUGCGGUCAUCAGGACAAGCAAAACAAAAAUUGAACCCGAGCCAACGACAAUCAUCCUCUUCCGCUUGGCGGCACACGUUCGGCGGAUUCGUUCGGAACGUCGACCACCACCACCAACAGUAGCAGCGCCAUGCCUGCCGAGUCCAAAGCGGCGGAAGCGGCGCCAGCCACCACCAAUCCGAGCACACCGAAAAAGAAACCAGCCUCGUCGUCCGGCAAGGCGGCGCUCGCCAAAGUCACAGUCCUCGAUGGAUCGAUACUGGAAGUUACGAUCGACCGCAAAGCACGCGGUCGGGACCUGCUGAACUCGGUCUGCGCCGGACUGAACAUCAUCGAGAAGGACUACUUUGGACUCACGUACGUCACGGCGGCAGAUCCACGGGUAUGGCUGGACCUGGAACGGCCGGUGGCCAAAUUCUUCCGGUCCGAUCCGUGGGAAAUGAACUUCGAGGUCAAAUUCUACCCGCCGGAGCCGGCGCAGCUGCAGGAGGACAUCACCCGCUACCAUCUGUGCCUGCAGGUCCGGAACGACAUCCUCGAGGGUCGCCUGCCGUGCUCGUUUGUGACACAUGCCCUGCUGGGGUCGUACCUGGUGCAAUCGGAGCUGGGCGAUUACGAUCCGGACGAGAUGAAGGACCGCGCGUACCUGAAGGAGUUCAAGAUCGCGCCGAACCAGACGCCGGAACUGCUGGACAAAGUGAUGGAUCUGCACAAGACGCACAAGAGUCAAACCCCGGCGGAAGCCGAGCUUCACUACCUAGAGAAUGCGAAAAAGCUAGCCAUGUACGGGGUUGAUCUACAUCCUGCCAAAGACUCCGAAGGAGUCGAUAUCAUGCUGGGAGUUUGCGCGUCCGGGUUGCUAGUCUAUCGAGAUAAACUCCGGAUCAAUCGCUUCGCAUGGCCCAAAAUUCUGAAAAUCUCCUACAAACGCAACAACUUCUACAUCAAAAUCCGGCCGGGAGAGUUCGAGCAGUACGAAUCGACGAUCGGAUUCAAGCUGGAAAACCACCGGGCAGCGAAGAAGCUGUGGAAGGCCUGCGUCGAGCAUCAUACCUUCUUCCGGCUGAUGACACCGGAACCGACGUCCAAAUCGGGUCUGUUCCCCCGGUUGGGGUCCAAAUUCCGCUACUCGGGCCGGACGCAUUACGAGACGCGCAAGACGCCGGUCGACCGACCGGCACCGGACUUCAAGCGAAGCCUCACCGGCAAGCGGCUGUCCAGUCGAAGCAUGGAUGCCCUCGGUCAGCAGGAGAAGGAACGGGCAGCUCUCAAGGACCCGAACAAGGAUGCCAACAAGCGACAUACCAUGUCACAUCCACCGGAUCACAUUCCGGAUUUGGAAUCACCUACCCGCGGCUCCCGCAGUCCCAUCAAAAAGGAAAAGAAGGAACGCCUGAAGCGCGAGUCUAGUACCGGAACGGCUUCAGCGUCGUCCCAGAGCUCACUCGAGGGUGACUACGAUAUCGCUGCGUCGUCGUCCAACGUUGUUCCGAGCCAGAAACCAAUCGGUGGCAUCGCCGUUCUGCCGGGCGCCGGCAAGAAAGACAAGGAACCAACCAAGGAACCCGUCUCGCCUCUCAAGGAAGAAGGGGUCAAUGGAAACAACGGCAAUCAGGAAGCGCUGAAUUCGUCCGCUGAGGAGAAGACCUCCCCCGGUGGAAAGCGAAAGGGUUUCCUGUUCUCUUCGGGUCGUAAAUCUCCGAAGGAUAAGAAAACUCCCGCUGCUGCGGCAACUCCGGUGGCCGCCACUAAUGGGGACGGUGGUAAAAAGGAGCAAGUGGCUGCGCAAGCACAAUCAGCUCAGCAGGCCCAGAAAGAGGCUGGUAAGCCAGGAUUUACCAAGCCGUACGAGUACUCGGAGAACGAGCAGGAUACCAGUCCAAACAAGAAGAACGUCAAAACACGUGGCUUCCGGUACGACGAGGAUCCCUCGGUGCAUGCCAGAGACAAGGAGGAAGCUCAGCUCAGUCCGAAUUCGCAGAGUCGACGCGCAACCGGUUUGGCGUUCAACUACGCUCCAGGUGAGGACGAGAAGGUACGGGAAUCGGUAGAAAAGCGAAAGGUUCCAGGUUCGCCGGAUUCCGCUGGCGCCAAGGACAAACUGUCACCCAAGACCGGUGGCAGAGGAUUGGCGGGAGAAACCGAUGCCGAGAAGGGAGUUCGAACCAGUGCGCGAUCGUAUUCUCCGAACAAGGGCAAGGUAGUUGACCCUCUGGCCAGUGGAGCUGGAUCGUUCCGACCAUUGGAUGAUGGUCAGGCAGCAGAUCCCAACGCGGCCUUCAUCAAGGGUGAACAAGUUGCUGGAAUCGUUCCAGUGAUUGCUGGACCACCGGAACCGGUCAAGAAGAAGGUGAAGAUCAUGGUGAUCAUUUCGAAAUUCGAUCCCAAAACCAAGAAGAUCGAUACUGCUGCCGGAGUGGUUGAGCACUCGACAGGAGUUCUGGAUACGAAGUCAGGUCUGAUAGAAAGCAAAUACGGAGUAAUUGAUCCUAAAGCAGGUACGGUCGUCAACUUCAACCCAAGAACUGGACAGAACGAGACGUUCCAGGGGCAGACCGAUGCGAAGACCGGACAAAUCCAUGUUGUUAGCGGUGUCGUUGAUCCAAACACCGGCAAGGUUGAUGAUAGUCUUGGUCAGGCUAUCAUUGUCGCUCCCGAUGAUGAUUCCAUCGUGGAAAUCACUACAAUCACGGGUAAGGUUGAUCCAAACACCGGUAAGGUCGAUACUACCAAUGGCGACGUGGAAAAGACCCGUGGUAUUUUGAACAGCAAAACAGGGGUCGUUGCCACCAAAUACGGCGAAAUAAAUCCCCGAACAGGAGAAUUGCGAACAGUUGACCCAAAAACCGGAAAGGCCAGCAGUCGAUCGGUGGCGGUCGACAAAGAUAAUGGACAGAUCACGAUCGUAGGUGUUACCGACCCCAAGACCCAUAAGAUCGAUAACAGCCAAGCCCACUUGAUCGCGAUUGGUAAUCAGGUCGAUCCAGUCGUUGAAGUCACGUCAGUCCUGGGCAAGCUGGACAAGAAGGGCAUUGUUGACCCUAAGACGGUAACAUUCGAUAAGAGCACCGGUCAAUUGGACACUAAGGACGGCAAGAUCAACACCAAGUACGGUCAGUUUGAUUUGGUCAAACAUACUGUUACUUUUGUAGACCCUAAAACAGGCAAAACUGAGACCAAGGAGGUCAAAAUCGAUCCUGUGACGGGCCAGGUCCUGCUGAAGAACCAAGUCAACCCUAAGACCGGAAAACACGACAAGGACUUUGGAAGAAUCGUUUCCAUUCGGAUUGUUCAGAACCGUAUUGACCCUGCAACUGGAAAGCAUGUCACUACCGUCGAAGAUAAGGAUAUCCGCGUGGAUCCUAAGACGAACCAAGUAUGGGUUCCGGAAGGUAAGGACCCAAGAACCGGCGAAACCAUCUACACUUCCAGUCAAGUAGAUCCAAAGACAGGCUACGUCAUCACCAUCUACGGUUAUCUGAACCCGAAGACCAACGAGAUCGAGAAACAGACGAAGCUCGAUCCCAACCUAACCAAGGUUGAUCCCACAACUGGACAGAUCUACGCUGCAACUGGUCAAGUAGAUGAAGCCACCGGUGAACCACUGUUCGCCGCUACGCAAAUCAACGAAGAAAACGGAGAAAUCUACACCAAGGUCGGUAAAGUAGACCCGAAAACCGGCAAACUGGUCAUCAUCAAGAUCCUCAUCUUGACAAAGAAGGACGAACGGGGCAAACCGGAAGAGGUGGACAUCAACGGAGUGGACCUGGACCCGGUGACCGGAAGGAUCAACAACAUUGCCACCAAGACUGUGUACGUGUAUAAGAUGCGCGAUCCAAUCACCGGCGAAACCUACCAGGUGGAUCCCAACGACCCUAGCAUUGCCGGAGCCCGGACAACCGUUACCCAGACCAUGACCCUGAGCGGAGAAAUCGACCCCGUCACCGGACGCAUCAAGUCCGAAUGGGGCCACAUCGAUCCGAACACCGGCGACAUCGAUCCGGCAACAGCCAUCCGCGAUCCGGUCACCGGCAAGCUGAUCCUCAACUACGCCGACAUCGAACCGAGCCACUUCGGCAAGAACGUAACGGUCACCAAGGAAACGGUGCCCAUCACGCGGGAACAGUUCUACGAAGGUAUCAAACAUCUGGGCAAGAAGGCGAUCCGACGGGACUCGGAGAGCUCCGACGACGACAUGGCACAGUACGAAAGCGAACAGCUGAAGGAGAUCAGCUCGGGGACACCGAAGGCCGCCGGAGGAAAGUACGGUACGCCCACGGUGGUGAAGACGACAACGAAACAGGUCAUUACGAAGAACGAAGACGGCGUAACGCAUAACGUGGAGGAAGAGGUGCAGAAUCUGGGAACCGGGCAGAUCGUGUACUCGACACAGGAGCAUAAGGCCGACGCCCCCAGCGACAUCCAGGGCAAAUUCCUAACGGCAACGGCCGUCACGACGCGUACUGCCACCACCCACGAAAAUCUCGAAAGCAACGUCAAAACCCAACAACUGGAGGAGAAGACCGUGGCGACCACCACCACGCAACGGGGCGAACAGCAGGAACAGCGAGUCGUAACGCAGGAAGUUAAAACCACGGCCACGGUAACCAGCGGAGAUCAGUUUGCCCGCCGCGAUAGCAUUUCGUCGACGAGUUCCGGCGAUUCCGGAACCCCCAUCGACGGUCCGUACGGCGCGGAGGACGACGACUCAACGGUGAUCUACAACAAGAGCUACACGGGUGUUGACGACGUUGCGGGAGCUUCGAAGAUUCCCUCUGGCCCCAAUGUGGAGCACCACCGGGUGCUGCUGGACGAUUCGCAGGAAGGUGUCACGGCCGAGGGCGAGAUUGUAUCCUCCCAGACGGUUAGCAGCAAAACGCGAACGGUGGAAACGAUUACCUACAAAACGGAACGAGAUGGAGUGGUCGAAACGCGUGUGGAACAAAAGAUUACCAUCCAAUCGGAUGGUGAUCCAAUCGACCACGACAAGGCACUGGCAGAAGCCAUUCAG
Messenger RNA from Aedes albopictus (Asian tiger mosquito), 5652 nucleotides. It is a transcript of the gene cora, whose product is annotated as protein 4.1 homolog. Gene Ontology annotation, molecular function: structural molecule activity; actin binding. Gene Ontology annotation, cellular component: plasma membrane; cytoskeleton. Lineage: Eukaryota; Metazoa; Arthropoda; Insecta; Diptera; Culicidae. The record is from RefSeq and is a predicted model, not a curated record.